Besnoitia besnoiti is the source of this 750-nucleotide messenger RNA. RefSeq names its product putative Lsm12. The transcript is spliced from 5 exons. The record is from RefSeq and is a predicted model, not a curated record. Bases 1 to 750 code for a protein of 249 amino acids. Lineage: Eukaryota; Apicomplexa; Conoidasida; Eucoccidiorida; Sarcocystidae.
AUGGCUCUACCGGCGAGUGCGCCUUCCUCUCCUUUGACGCCUGCGACGUCGGCAUUACCCCUUUCAUUUGACUUUUCAGCGGAUUUGGGAUACCCGGUGACUAUCAGGACAACUGCAGGGGAGACUUUUCGAGGAGAAUUGUACUGCUACGACAAUGGGCCAACAGGUCUUGUGACGCUAAAAGAAGAUACGGAAGCAGGAAAGGCAAAUUUCCACAUUGUUCGCCGGGGCGUUGUUGCGGACGUUGUGUCGGAAAGGCGUAAUGGAGGGGCAAGCCGGCAGAAUCUGUCGAAGCCUCCCAUCGUCGACAGAGGCAUCAUUGACCACGUCGAAAAAGCCGGCAUUGCUGAAUUCGAGAAGCGAAAAUAUACCAUUGGCGUCGGAGUAACGGCUGAAGCACAAGACCUCUUCAACUUCAUUUGGAAGACACAUCCAGAUUGCGUUUGGCGGGGCCAAGAUAUCGUUAUACAAAGCCUGGAGGUGUCCAUUCGCCCACCUUACGAACCUUCUAGCGUGUCCGGUCGUGACACUCGAGCGAAGGAGAGAAUCACUAGCGUUGUUAUGAAAUUUCGACAGAGAAGAGAACGUGAGGCAGCACGACAGUCACAGGAUGCCAUGCCGUUUUCAGGCGUUUCCUCAAACACGCACCAAGCGAACGGAGGGUCCGAGAGCCCUGUUAUCCCCCGUGAAACAUCCGGGCCAACCGAUGGACCGUCCUUUACUGACGGCACUUCUAAUCAUUCGCGGUGA